Penicillium taxi is the source of this 2013-nucleotide messenger RNA. RefSeq names its product ferric reductase family protein. The transcript has 2 exons. Bases 1 to 2013 code for a protein of 670 amino acids. Gene Ontology annotation, cellular component: plasma membrane. NCBI's taxonomy places the organism in Eukaryota, Fungi, Ascomycota, Eurotiomycetes, Eurotiales, Aspergillaceae. Gene Ontology annotation, biological process: iron ion transport; copper ion import; intracellular iron ion homeostasis. Gene Ontology annotation, molecular function: ferric-chelate reductase activity. The record is from RefSeq and is a predicted model, not a curated record.
AUGUCCAUGUCAUCAGGUGAUAUGUCCAUGGGCUCCAUGUCCAUGGGAGAUGGCGUCCCAGGUCUUUUCUACAUGCAGAAGAUGUACUGGGCUGUUGUAGGAAGUGCCAUCGCUGCAGCCACAGUCGUGAAUGUUAUAGAUCGAUUAAUCGCAUGGAACAGACUGCGAGAUUCAUCUUCAACCCCCGCAAAACCUAAAAACAUUCUUCUCAACACCUAUGCCACACUCACAGCAGCAGUGCGAGAGAUCAGCUAUGUCACUAUCCACCCAAUAUCGCUGGGCAAAUAUACCCUGCACUUCCCACCACUGGGACCGGUCUUACUCAUUCUCGCCAACAUAGUCCUCAUUUUGGUCCUCUGUUUCUACAAACUUGACACCGCAGACGUAUGGAAAUGGGAAGACAUUGGCUACCGCACCGGGUUCAUCACAAUCUGUCAACUCCCACUCAUAUUCCUCCUAGCUGGUAGGCAGAACAUAAUCGGCUUCCUCGCCGGAAUGAGCUAUGCGAGAUUGAAUUGGUUCCACAGAUGGGCCGCUCGCAGUCUUUGGCUGACAGCGACCAUUCACAUGGGAUUCUGGUUCCGCGAUUGGGCUCGUUACGACUAUAUCGUCUACCAGCUGCAGAACGAUCCACUAUCCAAGAGGGGGUUCAUCGCGUGGUGUAUCCUGACAUUCAUCGUGCUCACAUCGUCCGCGCCGGUUCGCAGACUCAGCUAUGAAAUUUUCGUCCUGCAGCAUGUGCUCACGUUUGUUGGCUUUAUUGUUGCGGUAUGGUUUCAUGCGCCUCAAGAGGUCAAGCUUUGGGUUUGGAUCCCCAUUGGACUGGUAGUCUUUGAUCGAGUCGCUCGGUAUACCUGGGCUGCAUAUACUAAUUUGGCCAUCUUCCAUCGAAAGACAAGUAAUAAUAUACUUUGGAAGCAUGAGGCCUCGUUCGCACCCUUGCCGGGCAAUGUCACUCGAGUAACUAUCCAGAAUCCAAGCGUUCACUGGCAGCCAGGACAACAUGUGUUUUUGACAUGCCACUCCAUCGUCCCGCUCCAAAGCCAUCCGUUCACUAUCGCUUCAUUGCCUAGCGAUAAUAAAAUGGAAUUUUUAAUUCGCGCCGAAAAUGGCGGAACAAGACGCUUCUUCAAGUACGCUUCGAAAAAAGAUGGUUUGCUUGGUAUCAGCGAAGCUCCUUCGACGCGUGCAAGGGUGGUAUUCAUCGAAGGACCCUACGGCUCUUUACGUCCACUUCGUCAAUUCGAUAGCGUUGUCCUCCUUGCCGGUGGUAUGGGUGCUACAUUCAUAAUACCACUUCUUCGGGAUAUUGUAUCCGCCUGGAAGGGGGUACAAGGUUCUAAAUCUGGACAAUUGGCCGCGACGAAGCGUAUACGGUUCAUAUGGGUGAUAAAGUCCCGUUCCCAGCUGAGCCUGUUCGAAACCCAAAUACAAGGCGUGCUGGAAGACGUGGAGGGAUGUCGCCGUACACAUCCAGGAUUUGACAAGCAGAUAGACGUCAGCAUCUACAUGACCUGCGACGAGAAGUUAGACCCACCGGUUCCAGCCAGGGUAGCGAUUCCAGACGAGACGAUCACGAAUGAGAAGAUAUUCGAAGAGAAAGACAUCAUCUCAAUCCGUGAAGAUAUCACAUCCACAUCCACUGUAGCAGCAACAGGGAAAUGCUGCGCUCCUGGCGGAGGAUGCUGCUGCACGAAGGAGAUCAGAAACGAAGACGAGAUUGAAUCCAGCAGGGUAUGUAACUGCUCUGGUCCAGCGGUACCAAACACAACCGAGACAAAACCUCCUAUAUUCCCCAGUCUUACACUUCUAUCGGGCCGUCCUCACCCACGCACAAUUAUACAAAAGGUGCUGGAGCAGGCAGAAGGGGAAAGUGCAGUCGUUGUCUGCGGCCCUCGCGGAUUGGGUGACGAUGUCCGCCGCAGUGUGGUGAGUCUCAGUGAUGAGAGAGCGGUGCACAAAGGGACCGGAGCACAAGGAAUAUACUUGCAUGUCGAGAAUUUUGGCCUCUAA